AUGUGGGUUCCCGUAGACAGCGAUCUAUCUGAAAUAGUGAAAGAGAUAUCCAUCAUGCAACAAUGCGACAGCCCUUACAUCGUCAAAUGCUUCGGUAGCCUCUUUGAUAACCAAGACUUGUGGAUUUGUAUGGAAUACUGUGGUGCCGGUUCUGUCGCAGACAUUAUGCGUCUUCGCAACCAAACUCUCACGGAGGAAGAAAUCGGAACUAUUUUGAAAUACAGCCUCCUUGGAUUAGACUACCUUCAUCAGAUGCGCAAAAUCCACCGAGAUAUUAAGGCUGGCAACAUACUGCUUACCAACUCGGGAAUGGCUAAGUUGGCGGAUUUUGGAGUGGCCGGACAACUAGUGGAUACUUUGGCCAAGCGCAAUACGGUCAUUGGCACGCCAUUUUGGAUGGCUCCAGAGGUUAUCCAAGAAGUGGGCUACAACUGUUCAGCAGAUAUCUGGUCACUGGGCAUAACAGCAAUAGAGAUGGGAGACGGAAAACCACCUCUAGGUGACGAACAUCCUAUGCGGGCUCUCUUCAUGAUCCCCAGUCAGCCUUCGCCCAGGCUACGAGACGAGACGGCGUGGUCUGGAGAUUUUGUUGCCUUUGUUAACUCCUGUCUAUCUCGUGCGCCCGAAGCGCGGCCCUCGGCAGCUGCCCUCCUGCAAACAGACUUCAUUCGCGAUGCAAAAUCCUGUUCCAUCCUUCUGCCGCUGAUUGAAGAAUCGAAUCGUUUGCGUGAAAAGCGUCUUAAUGACUCCAAAGCAGUCGCGUCUACUACGUCCCCUCAAACUCCCUUUGCAAAAGCCUCUACCAAGGCCAGAGCGAGGCAACAAGAGGUGAUCGACAUUGUGGAGGAGGAGACGAGCAAUUCGGGCACUAUGAUUCAGCGUUCUGACUCCUCUAGCAUGAUUGUUAAGGAUGAAGGGACAGGCCUAAAGAAAGAUGCUAGUGGAACCCUCAUCUCUCUUAAUCGAAGCGAUGGAGGGGGAACUUCGGGUCCAGAUGGUACGACCACGAUGGUUAUUAACGAGGAUGUUGGCACCGAAGACGAAACAGAGUGCUCAGUUGUCAUCCAUGAUGACAUUGACGACGGUGGUGACUUGAUCGCAGAUAAGGACCUUGGGACCGAAAAUGCGGGCACACUGACUCGAAAUUUUGCCCGUCAAAUGGUUGUAGGCGAUCGAUCCAAAGAGAGUGAAAAUGUGGCUGCUGCAGUAGCUGCAGCACAACGGGACUGCGGCGCUAUUCCAUCGCCUAAUUCCCCCACUCCCGCACCCGACUCCCUCUCUCCAUCUCCCCACCAUCAUCUACUCCCACACACCAGCGGUCAACGUCCCUUUGCCCCAUUCUCACGCGCUUUCCAUGAGAGUGGUGCACUUCUCCACCAUCAGCAACAACAGGGGUUAUCACCCUUUGAUGGAGCUGGUGGAGCUCCUCCACCUGGUCAUGCAAACGCUCUUGCUUUGGCUAAUGAACCUGGAGGGCUUUCAAAACUAUCCUACUCGGAAUUGGAGCAACUGUUAGUAAACUUGGGGAGGGAUUUGGAAACUGAGCUGCGGAAUUUGGCUAUCCGAUAUCGCCAUAAGCGGCAACCGUUGUUGGAUGCAAUUGCGGAGAAGACGGCUUCGCUGGCGCCUUAA
Molecule: messenger RNA, 1632 nt
Organism: Hydatigera taeniaeformis
Lineage: Eukaryota; Metazoa; Platyhelminthes; Cestoda; Cyclophyllidea; Taeniidae
Source: the annotation of a GenBank genome assembly